Messenger RNA from Penicillium olsonii, 1530 nucleotides. Lineage: Eukaryota; Fungi; Ascomycota; Eurotiomycetes; Eurotiales; Aspergillaceae. The record is from the annotation of a GenBank genome assembly.
AUGGCUGGGUUAACCAACUCAACAAAACCCGUCGGCUGGGACCACGACCGGGAUAUCGAUACAUCGCCAGAUCCAUCAGACAAGUCCGACCAAGAUCCAAAGCUGAAGGACUUUGAUGUCGAGGGUCAAGGCCGCCGUGGCUCUCAACAUCAUGUCACCGCCAUUGAUGGCUCUUCAAUGACCGAGAGCGUUGGGCGCCAGAUCGAUAUGGAGUCGGAAAACACGAUCAAGUAUCGGACUUGCAGUUGGCAAAAGACCGCUGCAUUGCUCUUCUCCGAGUACAUUUGCCUGGCCAUCAUGUCGUUCCCCUGGUCCUAUUCAAUUCUGGGCCUGGUUCCCGGUUUGAUUCUGACUGUUGUCAUCGCCGGUAUCGUCCUAUACACUUCGCUGAUCACCUGGAGAUUCUGUCUACGACACCCAGAAGUCCGUGAUGUUUGCGACAUCGGCCAAUACCUGUUCUGGGAUUCCAAGAUUGCCUGGUGGGCUACCGCAGUUAUGUUUCUGUUGAACAACACAUUCAUUCAGGGCCUGCACUGCGUGGUCGGUGCCGAGUAUCUGAACACGAUGUCUAACGGAGCAGUAUGUACAGUCGCAUUUGCCGCCAUUGUCGCAAUCAUCUCGUUCUUCUUUUCGCUGCCGCGUACAUUCAGCACCUUGUCCAAGGUUGCCACCCUAUCGGCGUUUUUCACCUUCGUUUCCGUCAUUUUAGCAUGUGUCUUCGCUGGAAUCGAAGACCACCCCAAGGGUUACACCCCCGCCAUGGGAAAUCCCAUUGUACUGGCUAUUCCGGCCAAGGGCACAACCUUUGUACAGGGCAUGAACGCGUUCUUGAACAUCAGUUACACCUUCAUCGGCCAGAUCACACUUCCCAGCUUCAUCGCCGAGAUGAAGGAGCCCCGGGACUUUUGGAAGUCCGUGACCGCUGUCACAGUUGCCGAGAUCAUCGUCUUCAGCUUGGUCGGUGCGGUCACUUACGUCUAUGUCGGCAACCAGUACAUGGUUGCUCCGGCAUUUGGCUCUAUUGGAGACGACCUGUAUAAGAAGGUUUCAUUCUCGUUUAUGAUCCCGACGAUCAUCUUCCUAGGCGUGCUGUAUGCCUCGGUUUCGGCCCGCUUCAUCUUUUUCCGCCUGUUCGAAGGUACCCGCCACAAGGGUAACAACACUGUGGUCGGCUGGGCCUCUUGGGCUGCAAUCCUUGCAGCUCUUUGGGUCGUCGCUUGGAUCAUUGCCGAGGUCAUCCCCUUCUUUUCUGAUCUGCUGUCCAUCAUGAGCUCUCUGUUCGAUUCCUUCUUCGGAUUCAUCUUCUGGGGCACUGCUUAUCUUCGUAUGCGGGCUGAUGAUCACGGGCCCCAAUUUUACAAGAUCCGUGGUAUUCGUGGAUGGCUUGGUUUCAUCUUCAACGUCUUUUUGAUUCUCGUUGGUUUCUUUUUCUUGGGACCCGGCACCUACGCUUCCGUCAUGUCCGUGGUUACCAGCUACCGCGAUGGUACCGUCGGUGGCGUGUUCACCUGUGCCAGCAAUGGCCUGUAA